AUUGAAAUUACUGCGUUUCCCGACAAUGGCCAAUCCAUCUCAGGAAUGACCAUUAAAGAGGUCGUGGAGGAAUGCAAGUUGUUCUAUCUUGCAGGGACAGAAACAACAUCAGUACUGCUCACAUGGAGAAUGAUCGUACUAAGUAUGUAUCCAGAGUGGCAAGACCAUGCAAGGGAGGAGGUUAUUAGCUUAUUUGGAAAAGAAAAACUUGAGUAUGAAGGCGUUAACCGACUCAAAACGGUGACCUUGAUUCUUUAUGAGGUACUCCGGUUGUACUCGCCUGCUGCCGCAUUCUUCCGUAAAACGUACAAGGAGAUAAAGAUUGGAGGCAUCACAUACCCCGCUGGUGUUCUCAUUGAGCUUCCCCUGUUGUUAAUGAACCAUGACCCAGAUAUAUGGGGAAGGGGUGUACAUGAGUUCAAGCUGGAGAGGUUCACCAAUGGGAUCUCCCAGGCAUCCAAGAAUCCUAGUGCAUUCCUACCGUUCAGUUGGGGGCCACGUAUCUGCAUUGCCCAACAGUUCGCCCUUCUUGAGGCUAAGAUGGCGUUUUGCACGAUCCUUCAAUGCUUUGAGUUUGAGCUCGCACCAUCAUACACUCAUGCGGUAGAUAACAUCAGGCUGAUGCGUCCAAUGCAUGGUGCACAAAUCAAGAUUAGGGCAAUUUGA
Molecule: messenger RNA, 666 nt
Organism: Triticum dicoccoides
Lineage: Eukaryota; Viridiplantae; Streptophyta; Magnoliopsida; Poales; Poaceae
Product: cytochrome P450 72A14-like
Exons: 2
Molecular function (GO): iron ion binding; oxidoreductase activity, acting on paired donors, with incorporation or reduction of molecular oxygen; heme binding
Source: RefSeq, a predicted model, not a curated record